UCACAGACCCGAAUUCGAGUGCAUCACACAAAAAAGUGCGUGAGAUAGGCCCAGAUACUUAAUACGGGAACCUGCUUUUGUUUUUGUUUUCUCUUCUCUCUCUCUCUCUCUCUCUCUUUCACUCUCACUCUCACACUUUCUCUUGCACACAGCACCCCCUCCACACACACACACGCAUCCAGCGCACUGUAUCUAGCGUGUAUGGACCGGGCUGAAUACUGGAGGACAACCAACGAUCCACACUCUCCUACACACCGAUCUCCCGAGCAGCCGCCUCGCGCGCUAGCCGACGUUGGCCUGGAAGAGUGCGGUGGCGCACAGAAUAGAUAUAUUCGACAGAUGAUACAACGGUACCAAGAGAGCCAGGCCCAGGAGGAGAGCCAUGGUCCUCCCGGUGUACGUUUUCAAGACGACCGUGGGCCAGGCAUCCGGCCAGGAGCCAUGAAUUUUCAAGAUAACUAUGCCGCCACUAACAAUAACAACAUCGCCGCCACCACCACCACCACUACGACGACAACAACAAGAGCGGUCGAGCCGCAGACACCACUUUAUAAUGAGAUUUACGAAUCGACUGAAUCGUCGUCCUCGCUGUCUUCGCCUCUAUCCUCGUCGGGCAAAACCGCACGGUACCGGAGCUUUGACGAGUUGAAAUUUACUUAUCACGGGCACCAAGCUAAUGAGGAUGAGGACGACGACGACGAUGAAGAUGACGCUGACGAUGAAGAGAAUAAUAGCGUAGUGACGCCUAGUACAACAAAGGAGGAGUAUCAAACAACUACCCGGAGCGCGCUGUCGAGCCUAAACAAUAACAGUGCAUGGGGCAGCGUUUGGGACGACUAUCAGCCGGAAUACAAGCUGCUGCACGAGAGCUACCAAUCCAAAAAGCAAGACAUUUUCAAAGAUAUCGAACACACCAUGGAAAAGUUGCGGCUGCUCGAAAAGAACUACGAGCAUGCAAAAGACAGUUUCCAUAAUCGUCUUGCCACUGAUUACAAGGAACUGUGCAAGGGCCUUGUGCAGAAACGUAACCGAAUUGAUAAGACUAAAGCCGAGUUUGAAGCCGCGGCCAGCGCCGGGAAUGGUAACACACACACACACUCGCACACACACACACAUCCAUCCAUCCCACAGAAUAGCAACACUCACCCGAUUGUUGGGUAAACCUUUUAGACAAAGCGACGUUUCUUACCGAAAAAGUCAAGCUAAACGUAGGCGGUACUAUCUUUGAGGUAAUCACUGUUUCUGUUCGACGCAUUAACAAAAGCGACAUUUUGAGUGACAUUCUGUCAUAUCAGACAUCCUUGAGCACACUGCGGAGAGAAGAAUCAAGCUUACUAGCCACCAUGUUUUCCGGCCGUCAUGCCCUCGAACCUGAACACGACGGCUCAUAUUUCAUCGACCGAGAUCCGUUACGGUUUCGAUUAGUACUGAACUAUCUAAGAGAUCUCAGAGUAAGUAAUAACUCUGUUUGGAGAUCAUUUCCAAGAAUCACAUAAACAUUAACUUGAGUCUGUGAUCUAACUACAUAUA
This is a messenger RNA of Zychaea mexicana, 1530 nucleotides long. RefSeq lists its product as uncharacterized. Lineage: Eukaryota; Fungi; Mucoromycota; Mucoromycetes; Mucorales; Lichtheimiaceae. Bases 202 to 1161 code for a protein of 319 amino acids. The transcript has 3 exons. The record is from RefSeq and is a predicted model, not a curated record.